Messenger RNA from Dioscorea cayenensis subsp. rotundata (Guinea yam), 679 nucleotides. RefSeq names its product peptidyl-prolyl cis-trans isomerase FKBP12. Lineage: Eukaryota; Viridiplantae; Streptophyta; Magnoliopsida; Dioscoreales; Dioscoreaceae. The coding region runs from base 38 to 412 and encodes 124 amino acids. Gene Ontology annotation, molecular function: peptidyl-prolyl cis-trans isomerase activity. The record is from RefSeq and is a predicted model, not a curated record. The transcript has 5 exons.
UCUUGGGGUUUGCUGAUAAGAAAAAUCAAGGUCGGCAAUGGCGUUUUCCAUGUCAUUCGGUGCGAGAGCGGCGAUGGGGUUUGAGAAGCAGGUCCUCAAGGCCGGCAAUGGCGCCACACCUCUCCGAGGCCAAAGCGUCACCGUUCACUGCACUGGCUUCGGGAAGGAUGGUGAUCUCAGUAAGAAGUUUUGGAGCACUAAAGAUCCUGGGCAGCAGCCAUUCACUUUUAAGAUUGGCAUGGGUUCCGUCAUUAAAGGUUGGGAUGAAGGGGUUAUAGGUAUGCAACUGGGAGAAAUUGCUCGGAUUCAGUGCUCUCCAGACUAUGGGUAUGGACCAAAUGGAUUCCCAGCAUGGGGGAUACUCCCCAACUCUGUUUUAGUUUUUGAGAUCGAAGUUCUCAAAAUCCAGUAAACUAUGGAAUCCAGUAAACUAUGAGACAUGUAUCUUACGGAGGUAAUCGUAGCAUCUCCUGCUCUCACUUAAUAAUACCUUUGAAGUUAAUCCGAGAACAGGAAUUUCGGUUCAUAUUAAGCAUCUUGAGAAAUAUAUAACUCAAAAUUCUUCUAUUUUUAUUGACUAUGAAGCUCAUUUUCCAUCAAAAGAUAUACACUCGAAUUUCAGUUGUUUGUGUUGGUUAUUUGUUUUAUGAAACUGUAUAUAACAAGGUUGCUUUUAUAA